GUCUCUGCUGGGAUGAUUGCCAUGGAUGGUUUCAACAAACUCCAUGCCAGGGGCGCCUGGGACCAUAAAUAGAUGCAGUUAGUUAGUGAGUGGUGGUGCAGUGCUCCUCCAGAAGAAGCUAAGCUCUGUAUAGUGGAUUUCAAGAUUUUGCACUCAGGUGUUUCUUUUUCCAAACUAAACGAUGAGUCUUUCCAAGCUCAAAGGGCAUGCUGCAAUGUCUGAUCCUCUGAGUACUAAAGAAGUAACAGAGUAUGAUAGCAAUGAAGAAAGUCAAACUUCUUCAACUACCAAGUCCCCAACCUCAAGGACAUCCGCAAAAACUCUUUACUGGAUUAUCAAGAAAUUCAAUCCUAUCAAGAGACAAUUGGUCAAAGAAAUAGGUUUUGGAGGCUUACUUGAACUGCCUCUAUGGAAUUCAAUUAGUCGCAUCUUCAGUACUUGGCUUCUUGGCCAAGUUGAUUGCAUAGACUUCACAAUUGUACUAGAUGCAGCUCGGAGGCUGCAGUUCACACCACAGGAUGUGAACAAAGUAUUUGGUAUCCCAUGCGGACACCGUGAUGUACUAGGACCAGAAACUCAAAUAUCGGAUGCUGCAAUGGUUUACAUUCGUGAACAAGCUGGUAUAUCUAUGAGCAAGAUCAGCCUCAAAGAUGCUGAGAAGAUUGUCCUUAUGGACUUGUCAGAAAACAGCACAAGAUUACAGAAGGAUUCAUUCAAGAUGGCAUUUGUUAUCAUUGCCAUGGGUCAUCUCCUGUCUCCAUCAACAAAGUACGAUCACGUGAACAUUGAUUUCCUUGGUGCGUUGCGUUGUACCGAGGAAAUUGGUCAAUACAACUGGUGUGCAUAUGUUAUCACUUGUCCUCUCUGCAAAACCUCUGAGUGCACUCUCAAGAGGACCAGCUCGACCAGAUUUGUUCUUUAG
This is a messenger RNA of Brachypodium distachyon (stiff brome), 922 nucleotides long. RefSeq lists its product as uncharacterized. The transcript is spliced from 4 exons. The record is from RefSeq and is a predicted model, not a curated record. Lineage: Eukaryota; Viridiplantae; Streptophyta; Magnoliopsida; Poales; Poaceae. Bases 182 to 922 code for a protein of 246 amino acids.